Messenger RNA from Rattus rattus (black rat), 939 nucleotides. RefSeq names its product taste receptor type 2 member 140. Gene Ontology annotation, cellular component: membrane. Gene Ontology annotation, molecular function: G protein-coupled receptor activity; bitter taste receptor activity. NCBI's taxonomy places the organism in Eukaryota, Metazoa, Chordata, Mammalia, Rodentia, Muridae. The coding region runs from base 1 to 939 and encodes 312 amino acids. The record is from RefSeq and is a predicted model, not a curated record. The transcript has a single exon. Gene Ontology annotation, biological process: detection of chemical stimulus involved in sensory perception of bitter taste; G protein-coupled receptor signaling pathway; sensory perception of taste.
AUGAAGGCUACUGUGAAGUGUGCAUUAUUAAUCAUUUUAGUUGUGGAAAUCAUUAUAGGGUGUUUAGGAAAUGGAUUCAUAGCUGUGGUGAACAUCAUGGACUGGACCAAGAGAAGACGGUUCUCCUUAGUGGAUCAGAUCCUCACUGCUCUGGCCAUCUCCAGACUUGCUUUUGUGUGGUCACUACUCACAGUUUUAGUGAUAUCUGAGCUUCACUCAUCAUUGUUGAUAACAAGAAAAAUGUUGAGGAUAAUCAAUAAUUCCUGGACAGUGACCAAUCAUUUCAGCAUCUGGCUUGCUACAUGUCUCAGCAUCUUUUAUUUUCUCAAGAUAGCUAACUUUUCAAAUUCUAUUUUUCUUUCCCUAAGGUGGAGGGUAAAAACCGUGGUUUCAUUAACACUGCUGGUAUCUCUUCUCCUCUUGCUUGUAAAUGUUAUCGUCAUAAACACAUGUAUUGUUAUCUCGGUUGAAGGAUACAAAGUAAAUAUGUCCUACAGUUUUCAUUCAAACAACAAUCCACAGAUUUCUAGGAUUCCUUUAUUCACCAACACUAUGUUCACCUUCAUACCCUUCACUGUGACUCUGACAAUUUUUCUCCUGCUCAUCUUCUCUCUGUGGAGGCAUCUGAAGAAGAUGCAGCAUCGUUCCAAGGGCCCCAGAGACCCCAGCACCACAGCCCACAUUAAGGCCCUGCAGAUGGUGGUCACCUUUCUCCUACUAUACACCAUUUUCUUUCUGGCACUUGUCAUGCAGGCUUGGAAAAAUGAGGUUCAGCCAAAGACUGUGUUCAACUUGGUUUUCGAGUCGAUAGCACUUGCUUUUCCUUCAGGUCACUCCUGUGUACUAAUUCUGGGAAACUCUAAGCUCAGACAGGCUUUUCUGACCAUAAUAUGGUGGCUGAGGUCCAGUUUUAAUGCUGCAGAACUCCCAGGUCCUUAG